Molecule: messenger RNA, 1086 nt
Organism: Sardina pilchardus (European sardine)
Lineage: Eukaryota; Metazoa; Chordata; Actinopteri; Clupeiformes; Clupeidae
Product: insulinoma-associated protein 1b-like
Exons: 1
Coding region: 1-1086 (361 amino acids)
Biological process (GO): regulation of cell cycle process; negative regulation of transcription by RNA polymerase II; neuron differentiation
Cellular component (GO): nucleus; transcription repressor complex
Molecular function (GO): RNA polymerase II cis-regulatory region sequence-specific DNA binding; DNA-binding transcription repressor activity, RNA polymerase II-specific
Source: RefSeq, a predicted model, not a curated record
AUGCCUGAGUCCUUCUAUGCUCCGUCCCUUAGCCCAACUCGACCAGACAGCGCGGGGUACAAUAGUCAGUAUCCAACCGACACAGAGCCUCUGUGCAGCACGGUCUCCCCAUCCCUAACUGAGAUUUUACCCGAACCGAUUCUGGGAAGCUUCGCUGUCAAUGGGUCUCCGGCGACACCCUCCUUACCCGAAAUGACAUCCAAAUUGGACUCUAUAUGUAAAGAACAGGCACGAGUCGCGGCGAAGAGACCUGCGUCGACCAGCGCGAAAAAUCAGACCGGUGGCAAAAAGCGCAAGAGCACCAGCUCUCCAAAUCAAGACAAGCGCACCGUCAGCCGGGAUGAGGUCACCACGUCGCCCGUACUGGGCUUGCGCAUCAAGGAGGAUCCAGAGGAGGACACGAGAAAGAGCACAAACACCACCAGCAGCAGUCCGUUGAGCGGAUUCGUUUGUCAACUCUGCAAAGAAAGUUACUCGGACCCGCUCAGCUUGGCUCAUCACAAGUGUUCCCGCAUUGUGCGAGUCGAGUACCGCUGCACCGAGUGCGACAAAGUUUUCAGUUGCCCCGCUAACCUCGCCUCGCACAGGCGCUGGCACAAACCCAGGAGCGCACAAGGGGAAAGCGUCUCCCCGCAGCCCGAGGACAAAUCCUCACCAUCAGCAUCCAGUCACAGGACGAACUACCGAGAAACCGCCACCCCGCCACCCCACAACUCAGACUCGGCUUCAGACGAUGAGAUGACCUUUAGCUGCCAUUUGUGCGCAAAGAAGUUCAGACGGCAGGCGUACCUGAGGAAGCAUCUGGCUCUCCACAGCAGAAAAGCAAAUGGCCUGCCGCAGAACCAGCUGUCACCUGAGGCCACUGUGACAGCGCAAAGUCCAGCCGGCCAGGCUGAAGAAAAAGACACGCCAGACGGUUCCGUUCAGCACCCAACAAACGAGCCGGCGUCUGCGCGCGAGGGCGGUGUGUACAAUUGCAGGUUUUGUGGAGACAAUUUCUUUUCAUCUCCUGGUCUUACAAGACAUAUCAACAAGUUUCACCCAACGGAGAAGAGACAGGUGAUCUUUCUAUCACGGACUGUUUGA